Molecule: messenger RNA, 3941 nt
Organism: Panicum virgatum (switchgrass)
Lineage: Eukaryota; Viridiplantae; Streptophyta; Magnoliopsida; Poales; Poaceae
Product: metacaspase-4-like
Exons: 2
Coding region: 2254-3738 (494 amino acids)
Biological process (GO): proteolysis
Molecular function (GO): cysteine-type endopeptidase activity
Source: RefSeq, a predicted model, not a curated record
AGCGGCGUGCGGACAUGGGCUGGGGACGGCCGGCGAGACGUGCCCGGCAUGCGCAGGGUCCGCCAGCGGAUGCGAGGGCGACCGGCAGCGGCGACGCGCGGACGACGACUAGCAAGACGACGCGCGGCGGUGGGCGACGUGUAUGGGGCGGCACGAGAGAGGCAGCGCCCGUCGUGUCGUGCCUGGGCUGCGGCGGCGGCACGGCAUGGCACGAUUCGCCGACCGUGCCAAAUCGUGCCGUGCCCAAAUCAUGCCGUACCGAAUCGGGUUAUGGUCGUGUUGGGCUGGGCCGCCCAUUUGGCCAUCUAUAGUUCCAGGAGAUCCCAAAGGCUUUGGGCCAAAGCAAAUUGUACUUAGGGGUGGGCAGAAUAGCCGAAAUCCAAAAUCCGUACCCGAAAAACCCGAGCCCGAACCCGAAAAACCCGAGGCCGAAAAACCCGAAGUCUAAUUCAAGUUUUAACCAACGGUACCCGAAAUUAUUACAGUUAAUUCGGGUAUCUGACCACGGUACCCGAAAUUAUUAUGGAUAAUUCGGGUAUCUGAUCACGAUACCCGAACUAUCCGAAAAAUCCGAACACCCAAAAAUAUCAUUCAUUCCAGCCCACUCAGGGGGUGUUUAGUUCCCAAAAAAGUUUGUGCAGUACCCGUCACAUCGAAUUUUCGGACACAUGCAUGGAGCAUUAAAUGCAGUUGAAAAAAUAACUAAUUACAUAGUCUAACGGAUUCAUACGAGAUGAAUCUAAUGACGCUAAUUAAUUCAUGAUUGGACAUUAAUUUUCAAAUAACAACGAAAUGUGCUACAGUAUCCAAACUCAAACUUUUUCACCAACUAAACACUCCCUCAUAUUUCUAGCCCAGCCCACCAAACCCCUUCCUAACCCUAACCUUGCCAUGGCCAGCUCCCAUAGCCCCCACCCCAGCCCCCCACGCCACCCUCCUCGUCCUCUGUCCUUGCCGGCUCACCCCUUGACGGCCCGACUGCACCCACCCCGGCCGGCGGCCGCCACCCGACGCCCUCCUCAUCCUCUGUCCUCGCCCCUCGACGGCCCGACGCGGCGACGCCUCCGCCCCGCCCCCGCAGGUGGUGUAGUCGGCGCCGCCGCGCCGCCGACGCACCCGCCGGUCUUUGGGUCGGUCGAGCCGCCACCGCGGGGCACCCUAGCCGAGUCGCCGCCGCCACUCAGGCUGCAGCGCUGCAGUUUCGGAUACUUCGGGGUUACCCGAAUCCGAACACGAAUUUUCGGGUACCCGAAGUGUCGGGUUUUUAUUUUUUUUGGCAAAUUUCGGGUGUCAAAUCUCAAAACCCGAAAUUUCAAAAACUCGAAAAACCUGACCCAAAAUUUUCGGGCUACCUGAAUGCCCACCCCUGUUUGUACUCAUAGCUGACUCGGCCGACUCGGUCAUGGUUCCGGUGAUGUCCUGAAUCCAGCGACGGUUGACGACGGCCUGGGUGCCAUGUCAAACAGGGCCUAAAGCUGCAUUUGUCAUUCACCUUCUAACUCUAUCAAAUUCAGAGGAGGAUCCAGGUGAUAAGAAGAUUAUCGCAAUAUCCAAUCGAUGACACGUUUAGCUCGUUGAAUCGUAGGAGUAUAAUUUUGUCCUUCCGCUAGACCAACUACUCCCCUUCUUUUACUCCUACUCGCGUUCUGCAUGCAACAAAGAUGCCAACGAGUAAAAUCUGCACGGAUAUCAAUUUCAUAAACCCGUAUCCGCAUGCUAAAAUCCACGCCCGCGCCCGCGCCCGCAACCCGCAACGGGUAGGAAACGAAACCCAUACCCGCUAUCCGCGGAUACCCGCAUACCCGCGGGCACGCCCGUAUACCCGCAAAUUUUAGAAAAUCAAGCACACAAGCACAUUUUAAUAGUAUGCAAAUAUUAAUAUAUCAACGAAUGCACCUCUAUAUCUAAACACUAAUAAAUUAUACCCUAAUAAGCAACACGUCAACACCAUUUAUUUGAUGAAACAAAUAAAUCUUAGCAAAUAAAUGAACUAGUCUCAUACAUAAUACAUCACAAGAGUCAUUGUUUGCGGAUUUGCGGGUUUACGGAUUCGGGUAUCAAUUUUUCAAACCCGUUUGAAGAUAUUCGUUGGGUUUAGAGUUGUACCCGCGCCCGUGCCCGCGGACACAAACUCAAAUCCGUAUCCGCGCCCGUCGGGUUUGGUAUCCGCGGAUACGCGGAUAUUUCGUAGCCGUUGCCAUCCCUAAUGCAACCUUGCUAGCGCACCAAACCGCGUCAUCAGCGAAUUAAAAAAUGCCGGGGGAAUGCAACGCGCGCCUCGCACUCGGAGCUCCACCAACCCCUGCACGAGCUGCCAGAUCGGCGCCGAGGAAACGGCAAUGGACAAGACAACUCGUCGCGCGCGCCACCGACCCGAUCGAGUCCCAUUCCGGCUGCCACCAGCCCAUCAGACCAGGCCCAGGCCACCACCAUAACAGCCAGCGCCGCCUGCGGGCAAGCAGCGCGGACGAGGCGAUGGGGCAGGCGGCCAUGGGGCGGAAGCGCGCCGUGCUGGUGGGCAUCAACUACGUCGGCAGGGGCGACGACGAGCUCAAGGGCUGCCUCAACGACGUGGCCCGCAUGCGCCGCUGCCUCGUCGACCGCUUCGGCUUCGACGGCGCGGACAUCCGCGUGCUCGCCGACGCCGACCCGUCCACGCCGCCGCCCACGGGGGCCAACAUCCGGCGGGAGCUCGAGCGCCUCGUCGGGGACGCCCGCCCCGGGGACACGCUCUUCUUCCACUACAGCGGCCACGGCCUGCAGCUGCCCGCCGAGACCGGCGAGGACGACGACACCGGGUACGACGAGUGCAUCGUGCCCUGCGACGGCAACCUCAUCAAAGAUCAUGAUUUCAAGGAACUCGUGGCAAAGGUCCCUGAUGGCUGCCUCCUCACCAUAGUCUCCGACUCAUGCCACAGUGGAGGCCUGAUCGACAAGGCCAAGGAGCAGAUUGGGAACAGCACCAAGCAGAACAGAUCCCAGCAGACGGCGGAUCAGCAAGAAACGCGGCCGCCUUCCGGCACUUCCCUCCUAGGCACCAUCCACGACGUGUUCGAGUCGCUGAGCAACCACCUCCUUCGCUUCGGCUCCCAGCAGAGCGGCCACGGCCAGAGCAACGGAUCAACCGAGCUGGACAUGAAGGCAGAGCUCACCACCGUCACCGCACACGCCAGCGUAAAAAGCCGGUCGCUGCCUCUCUCGGCGUUCAUCGAGAUGCUCCGGGAGAACACCGGGGAGGACGACGUCGGCGUGGGCACGAUCCGGGCGACGCUGUUCCGCCACUUCGGCGACGACGCGAGCCCCAAGGUGAAGAAGUUCGUGCAGGCCAUGGCGGCAGGCAAGCUCCGGCGGCGCGACGGCAAGCUGCCGGAGGGAGGCGACGGGGGCCAGGUGGAAACUCUCAGCCGGGCCGCCUUGGCCUCGGGACAGGAGGCGCGCGGCGUCAAGGAGGUCUACGCCGGCACGGCGGCGAGCGUGCCCCUGCCUCGCAACGGCGUCCUGAUCAGCGGCUGCCAGACGGACCAGACCUCGGGGGACGCGACCACGGCGGAGGGCGUGUCCUACGGCUUGCUCAGCAACGCCAUCCGGACCAUCCUCGCCAGGAACAAGCACGGGGCGGUGACGAACAGGGAGCUGGUGCUCAAGGCGCGGGAGCUGCUGUCCAAGCAGGGGGCCACUGCUCAGCAGCCGGGGCUUUACUGCAGUGAUGAGCAUGCCAGUGCGCCUUUCAUAUGCUGAAGGCUGAAGCAUUGGUUGCCUCCUCCUGUAGACUGCAACCUCUGUACAAUGUGGCGACUACUCUUGUUGAACUUGAGAAUGGUACUCUCUAUGCAAAAAUUUCAUUCUUUGAUGAUCUAUUUAAUCAUGUAAUUGAUACGUUUGUUUUCAAGCUUUCUAAUACAGUAAAGAAAAAUGGCAAAAGUUGUUUCCCCUUUAGAUAA